GAGAGCUACUCCGCCAGCCCCUCACCCCUUCCUGUGUGUGAUGUGCACUGCAAUGUUACAUAUGAAGGCAAUGCCAUUCGUGUAGUCUGCCAUGAGAGCUCUGAUAUCGCAAGUAUCACCUAUGAGAUCAAUGGAGAUGGAAACUACACAGUUCGUGGUUCAGAGUGUGUCAUUGAUGGGGGUCUACUGACAACGGAAGUGAAUGAUGUUGACAUUUCAGUCAACUGCCACUCUGGAGGGGUUUCUAUCAGUCGU
Molecule: messenger RNA, 255 nt
Organism: Geodia barretti
Lineage: Eukaryota; Metazoa; Porifera; Demospongiae; Tetractinellida; Geodiidae
Source: the annotation of a GenBank genome assembly